AUGUCAGAAAAUAAUCAAGAAAAUAAAAUCAACAUUUUGGCUGACAAGGAAGGCGUUGACUAGCAAAGCAUUUAGCAAAAUAAUCACAACGAGAAUCCUUAAUAAAAUCAUUUAACUGUUCCUUAACAGCCAAAGCACACUGUGCAGGAUGACAUUGCUGAAUUAAGUCAAGCUAUUUAAAAAAAAAGAAAUUCAUAAAGAAAAUCAGUUUUUAGUAAUCACGAAGAAAUGAAUUUAGGAGAGUUAAUCAGUAAGCACAGCUAAGAUUAAGAAAAAAACAAUGGUAAUUUAGAUUCUAAUGAAAUCAAUACCCUCUAAUAAUCUAUGUAGGACAAAGCAAAUUAAAAUAAUUUAAAAUAAGAUUAAAAUGAUGCUUCAUCUGAUGUAAAUAAUAAGAGUGCUGAAUUAUAACUACCUGUUAAACCAUAGCAUAAUGUGCAAGAUGACAUCAAAGAAUUCAAUGAACAUAUAGUCUAGAGAAGGAGUGUUAGGAGAGCCUCGAGAUUUUAAGAAGAGAAUCUUUCUCAUUUAUAAGAAAUUGCUAGUCAGUUGUAAGAUAACGCUAAUAAAAAAUAAGAUGAGAAUGAAAAUAACCAAAACACUUAAGUUGCUUCAAAUAAGCGUGAAGAAGGUGAAGAAAAUGAUCAAAAUUAGAUUUAAAGCCUAAAUGACUUGCACGAAAAAGAAAAAAAAUUAGAAAAUAAUGCAGACUAAGAAGGAGAAGAUCAAAAUCAGUUAUUAAAAGAAAAUGAGGAACACACUUAAUAAAAGUCUAUUUCUGAAUUAUAGGAAGAAGCGAAAUAAAAGCCAAAUGCUUUGAAUGAAGUUAUAAAGCUGAGCAGUUAAAUUUAAGUUAAGAGAGAUCUCAAAAGAAAAUCCACUUUUUCAAUGACUAAUAUCAAACAUGAUGAUGACGAAGAAGAUAAUGAUAAUAACAAGGGUGAUAAAUAAGACAAUGACUAAUAAUAAUAAUAAUAAUAAUCAAGUGAUCAAGCUGAAUAGCACCAUUCAAAUGUAUCUCCUGGUAAAGAAAAAAAGCAAAAUGCAUUUAACGAAAUAAUCAAGCUAAAUAACGAAAUACAUUUUAAAAGCAGUCUGAAGAGAAAAUCUACUUUCUCUUUACCAGUUAUCUAAGAUGAUGAUGACGAAUAAAGUGAAUCUAAAGAUAAACCAAAGUCAGUUAAAUUACCUGAAGAAAACGAAAUCAGUAAAAUCAAAGAACAGCCUUCAAUUGAAGAAAAAGGAGAUAAUGAAGAAAAUGAAAGUCAGAACAACAAUGAUUAAAAGGAAGAUGAAUAACAUUAGAUUCAAGGUGGAAAAAAGCCUAAUGCGUUUGUGGAAAUUUUAAAAUUAAACAGUGAUAUUUAAGUAAAAAGACAACUAACAAGAAAAUCAACUUUUUCACUACCAGUUCAUUUAGAUGAUGAGGAAGAGGGCAAAGACUAAGAAAAUUAAGAUAAGAAGUCAGAAGAUAAUAACAAUGAUAAUGAUGAUAUGUAAAGUCAGCCAUCCUCUACAUCUUUGUAGUAAAAUAUAAAUGAAAACGCUGGAAAAGAUGCUGAAGUAGAAGAUCAAUAAGAGAAUGGCUCUGGUUAAAAAAAGCCAAGUGCUUAUUAAGAAAUACUGAGCCUGAACAACUAAAUACAAUCCAAGAGAUCUUUGACAAGAAAAUCAACAUUUUCUGUUCCUCAUAUUCCAGAUGAAGAAGAAGAAGAAGGAGAUAAAAAUGAAAAGAAAGACGAUAAUUCUAAAAUUACUGAGGAAUCACACCAUUUGGACGACACAUAGGAAAUGGCCAAAAAGAAGCCUAAUGCCCUAAACGAAAUAAUAGAGUUAAACAAUGUUAUUUAGCAUAAAAGAGACCUUAAAAGGAAAUCUACUUUUUCAAUUCCAGUUAUUAGAGAUGAAGAUUUAGAAUAAAAAUAAGAAGAACAAUAAGAAAAUAAGCAGAUAAAGAAUAAUGCCUUGAAUGAAAUUCUUGAGUUAAGCGAUUAAAUACAAGUAAAGAGAAAUUCAAGAAGAAAAUCUACAUUUUCUUAAGGCCUACACAUUCAUGAAUAAAAUGAGCAGUAAAAAAAUGAGUAAAAUAACUUAAUAUAAAAUGAAGAAGGCGAUAAUCAGCACGAAGAAGGAGCAGAAGAUGAAAGCGAAGAAGCUAGGCUUUAAAGACAAAAAAAGAAAAAGAACUUGAUGGAUUAUAAAGAAUAAGAGGCAGAUCAUCCAGUGAAGAAUGCUCAACGUAACAAAUCACAACAAAAGAAGCAUAUUUUUCUUGAAGAAAAUAAAUAGAAUUUCAGAAAAGUCAUUCACCCUUCCUAAAAACAACAAUAACAAACUGAUAAAAAUAAUAAUUAAGAAGAAUAAGUUUUAGAAGUAAAUAUUUAGUAAAAAGAGCCUCAUUAAAAAUAAGUAGACGAUGAUGACAAUUAAAAAGCUAAAUAAGAAUUUGAUUAAAUUUAGAAUUUGCAGAAACAAGAGAUUUUAAACAUUAACUUAAAUAGCAAUUAAUAAUCUCCAGAAAAGUCAUUAGACAAGAAAUAAAAGAAUGAGAGAAGAGACGAAUUUGCAUUGUAGAGAAAGCUUGAAUACCUAACUGCCAAAUCAGCUAAAAAUGAGCUAAUUAGAAAAGAAAAAGGAAAUAUACCUCAUAAUAAAUUUAUUGCAUAAGAGUUGUCUAAGGAAAUAAAAAUCAGAGAAGCUAAUAAAAGAAAGAGAGAACUUGAAACCAUGCUAGCUCAAAUAAAUAGAGAAAUUUAAGUCAUUAGAAACUCUGAUCCAGAUUAUGAGAGCUUAGCAAUUAAUAAUUUGCAUAUAAAAUCUGUCUAAGAUGAAAAUUAAAGAUCUUAAAACAAUCACCUUUACAGUAGCAUUGAAAGCCAAAAGAACUCAGGUAGAAUUCUUCCUCCAAUAAAAAAAAAUAAUUAAAUCAAAGAGAUGAUUAAAAUUGCAGAAGAUUAAGUUGCAAAUUAAAAUGCUGUUUCAAUUGUGUAAAAGUACAAAAAAGAAAAAGAGUUUAAGAGACAAAAAAGAGAGCAAGAAUUCCAACAAGUAAACAACUAAAUUUACAAAGAAGUUGAACUUAGAAGACAAUAAAAUGAGACUCUCCAUGAGAAAAUUAUUUUAGAAAAGAGAUAAAAACUUUUACAUAAAAAGUAGCAAAAUGACACUAAAAAAGCUGAGCAGCAACAACUUCUUGUCGCCUCUAAGAAUUUUGUUAAAGAAUUACAUUAAAUUGGACCUGGAAAAGCUACUGAUAAUUACUUGAGUUAAGUAAACUAAAUAGAUAGCGAAUAUAAGUUUGGACCUUACUAAACUCCAGAAUUAGAUGCAUAAAAGCUAGGCCUCUAACAAAUUAGAAACUUAUAAAAAGGUGAAUAACUAGAUGGAGCUCCCCUUCCCAAUUUUAUGAAAAACAAAAACAAUAAUGAUUUUAAAAAGUUGUUAGAAGAAAACAAAAUAAAUCGUGAUAGAGAAAUUAAGAUUAUAGAAAAUCGUAAAGACCUCUACAAUAAAAGAAUGGAAUAUUCUAAAUCAGUAAAAAACAACUUGCUAAGAGGAGGAAGAAAAUUAGAUAUCAGUAGUAAUCUCCUAUUCUAAGAUGAAGGAUUAAAUAAAAAUAGAAUAGUAGUAAGUAGCAGCGUCACCAAUUUGGAAAAAAAGAAAAAAUAGCUAAACUAAUUUGAUAAAUCUAAUAAUAAAUAUUCUGAAGAGUAAGAUGAAAACAAAUAAAUUUAAGAAUAAGAAUUAAUAGAUAUUCCUUAGUCUCAAUCUACAAAAUCUGUUAACAAUAAAGUAUGGAGAGUUGUCAAGCAUUGA
Molecule: messenger RNA, 3816 nt
Organism: Tetrahymena thermophila SB210
Lineage: Eukaryota; Ciliophora; Oligohymenophorea; Hymenostomatida; Tetrahymenidae
Exons: 5
Source: RefSeq, a predicted model, not a curated record